AUGGAGAGCCAUCAAAAAUUGGCGGAAAAGCUCACCAUUCUAAAUGAUAGAGGGAACGGGGUGCUGAUACGCAUCAACUACAUCAAAAAGACCUGUGCAGAUGUAAAGCUGCGGCCACCCAUCCUUUCAAACAAGACCAUGGAGCCUGCCAUUAAAUAUAUCACCAAAAAAUUUCCAAACAUUGACUUUCGUGGAACUGUUCAAAGUCUAACCAGCAUCCAGCGACAAAAGUCUGAAGUGAUGGAAGCCACAACAAGCUACUACGACUCCUUUCUGGACGUAGUAGAGUUCAGGGACCAUGUCUAUGAGUUACUGAACACAAUAGAUGCCAGUCAGUGCUUUUUUGAUAUUGCAAUAAACUUCGACUUCACUAAGAACUACUUGGACUUGAUCAUCACAUACACUUCGGUUAUUGUCACACUGGCACGAUUUGAUGAGAAGAAAGCUCUGGUGGGUAUGUUCAACUGCGCUCACGAGAUGACCAAAGGAUGUAGUGACCCUUCAUACCCGCGGCUCAGUCAAAUGUUUAUGGAGUACGAGCAUCCCUGGAAGAAGCUCACUGAGGAGUUCGGCCCUCACACUAAGUCUGUGACAGCUGCUUUGCUGUCUCUGAGGACGAUCUACCCGCGGAGGAACCUGCCGGUGGAAAAGUGGCAGAGUGCGCAGCUGCUCAGUUUGCUCAACGCUUCGGUGACAAUGUUGGAUCCGGCAUGCUGUGACACUAUGGCAUGUGAAUAUCUGUCUUUGGAAGUAAUGGAGCGCUGGAUCAUCAUCGGCUUCCUUUUGUGCCACAGCAGCCUGAAUAGCAACCCGUCCUCGCAGGAGCUGUGGAAAAUGGCUCUGCGGAGCGGCCUGUACAUAACCAUCACCAGGGAUGAGCUGCUCGGCAUACAUAAAGUCUCUGAGGACCUCUUUGACAGCAUCAAAGGAUAUGGCAAGCGAGUUACAGACAUUAAGGAGUGCCGCGAUCACGCCAUAGCCAACAGUGGUGCGCUGCAUCGAGAGAGAAGACAUUACCUUCGAGGAGCUUUAAAUGAGUUGGUAACAGUUCUGGAGGAUGAACCAGGAUUGCUGGGACCAAAGGCUCUUUUUGUCUUCAUGGCUUUGUCCUUCUCUCGUGAUGAGGUCCAGUGGCUUGUACGACACUCUGAGAACAUGCCUAAAAUAAAAACGCCGGAGGACUAUAGUGACAAUCAAAUGGCAGAGUUGCUCUUCCACAUGGAGAAACUGAAAAUACUCAUGAGAAAGCACCACCAAGUUGUACAGCGUUAUCACAUCCAGUACCUGGCUCAGUUUGAUGCCUUGGUUCUCAAUGACACUAUUCAGAACAUGCACGUGUGUCCAGAGGAGGAAUCAGUUCUGCUGAGCUCUUUUGUUUCAACACUUUCUGUGCUCUCAGUUAAACAAGUUGAGAGCAAAGAGGAGUUAGAUUUUCGGGGUGUCAGAUUGGACUGGCUGAGAUUGCAGGCCUACACGAGCGUGAACAAAGCCCCUCUGCUGAUCAGUGACUAUCCUGACUUAGCCAAGGUGAUGAACCUGAUCCAGUUCCAUACCAAGAUGGUGGACGCAAUCGAAGAACUCCUGCACGAGACGUCGGAUGUGUCCAUUCUCUGUUUCAACCCGAGGGUGUUUGAGAGGAUGUUUUGCCAAAGCAGCGAUGAAAUAACUAUGAAGAGAUACCUCAUGGCCUUCCCUCAUGUCUGCUCCCAUUUCCACAAGUGUGCACACCCUCUGUGCCCUGAAGAGGAGGAGGCGAUAGAGAAGAGGAGUCUCCACUUAUGUGUGGCCUUCCUGGAGCAUAUUGCCAAGAUGACAGGCACUAUCAUGUUGGAGUUGUGUGCUGAGCAGUGCAACCUCAAUGAGCAGUUGCUGCCCAAACACUGUGCUGAAGCGAUCAGCGCCGCCCGCUACAGAAAGCAAAAGAAAACUGUGCCCAAGAAAGGAGAAGUCCAGAAGGAAAAACCAGGAGCUGAAAGCCUGAGGAAGGACCGCACCAUAAUAACCAACAUGGACAAGAUGCAUCUGACGCUGAGUGAGAUAUGCUUCUCAUACAACUUGUGCAGCGAGAUGCUAGUCUCCCAGCACAUCAUCGUUCCUACCGAGUUCCUCUGUUCUCAUCUGGAGACACGCCUCUCCGAGAUCAUUGUGAGAAUGGCGCAUUCUGACCCGAGUGCCCAGGAGAUGACCCGCCCCACAGAGCUGUUGGCGGCAGUGUCUGCAUACGCUGCCACCCUGCAGACGCUUUCCAACUACGUCAAUGUUGACGCCUCACGGCUGCUUAAGACCGUCCUGCUGCAGCAGACGCAGCCUCUCGACUCCAGGGGGGCUCCAACAGUCACAAAUCUUUACACCAAUUGGUACCUGGAGUAUCUGCUCCGCCUGGCCAGCAACUCGCUAGUGGUGCACUGUCCGGCCAUGCUGUGUUUUGCCAAUCAAAUAUCAGACAACGACCCUCCUUUCCGAGCAGAGGAGUUCUCCGACAUAUCAGAACUGCGAGCACUGGCCGAACUGCUGGGCCCAUACGGCGUCAAGUUCUUGAGCGAGAACCUCAUGUGGCACAUCACGUCGCAAGUCAGUGAACUCAAGAAAUUAGUGGUGGAGAACAUGGACGUCCUAGUGCAGAUGAGGAACAACUUUGAUAAGGCAGAGGAGAUGGCCAAUCUCAAGAAAAGGCUGACAGGGGGAGAAAACCUGCUGAAGAGGAUGACCAUCAUCGGUGUGAUCCUUUCUUUCAGAAGCAUGCUGCAGGACUGCCUCACAGAGGUGCUGCAGAGGCAUUGCCCUUUCCUGAUGGGGCCCAUCGAGUGCCUGAAGGACUGCGUUUCUCCUGAUACAGACAUCAAGGUGACACUCAGCGUCUUCGAGUUAGCCGCCGCUGCGGGAAUGACUUGUGACGUGGACCCGGCCCUCGUCUCCGCUAUCAGAAGCAUGCAGACAGAUAACACAUCCAUAGAUGAGGAGUACAAGCUAUCGUGCUUGCUACUGGUCUUCAUAGCGGUGUCCCUGCCCAGUUUGGCCCUGGACCCCAACUCUUGCUACUGCAGAGAACACGGAGGGCACAACAACAACAUCCACUGUUUAGCGCUGGCCAUCAACCACGUGGCUGCCGCCAUGUUUACAGUGCAGAACAAGAAUAUAGAGCAGCAUCUCAAAGAGUUUCUUCUGUUGGCAUCUUCUGCCCUACUUCAGCUGGGACAAAACGUGGAGAAAACUGAGAUCAAAAACCGAGAGUCCAUCUACUUGCUCCUGCACAUGAUUGUGGAGGAGUCUGCGUUUUUGAGCCAAGACAUGCUGGAGAGAUGCUUCCCGUACGUUCUUCUCCGAAACGCCUACAGAGAAGUGUACAAGUCCGUCGUCAUCACCCUCGGGUGA
Molecule: messenger RNA, 3372 nt
Organism: Nerophis lumbriciformis (worm pipefish)
Lineage: Eukaryota; Metazoa; Chordata; Actinopteri; Syngnathiformes; Syngnathidae
Source: RefSeq, a predicted model, not a curated record